ACGGAACAAGAGGUGUGCCAUUAAUCCUACUCCUAUAGCUACGGAAAAACAACACCUGUUGGACACCAUCAUCUGUGUGACAUGUGUGAGAACUCUUUGGUUUUACAUGAGACAAGUUUGAGGACAGAGCUUUUGGAAAUUUAUUCAAAAUGGUAACCAGGAAGGAGGACACUUAGAAGCGCACUUUCAACUGUAAGGGCACCGUCAUGUACAGUAGAGACACUCCUUAUUGACUUUCGCACAGUGUCAUGGAGCUGAAGGUGUGGGUGGAUGGCAUUCCACGUGUAGUUUGUGGCCUAUCUGAAGAGACAUCUUGUCAGGAUGUAGUCAUCGCUCUAGCCCAGGCCAUAGGGCAAACUGGUCGUUAUGUGCUCGUCCAGAAACUAAGAGAUAAGGAACGGCAGCUUGUGGCUAAUGAACGCCCAUUGGAGUCCCUGGCUAAACUGGGCCAGUUGGGUAAUGAAGUGCAAUUUAUCCUACGUCGCACUGGCCCCACGACCAGUAAAGGCACUGACCAAGGCCGAGUCCCUCCCUUUCCCAGGCCCCCAGUUCCAGAGCCCCCCAAACACAAAGAGCCAAAAAAGGCUCUUACUUUUAAUCUGGGGCCUUCCACAUCACCCCGAACCCGUGUAAAACAUUUUGAAAAACCACAAAGAGACUCUCAAGCACCGAGGGUGUCCCCGUCCCCGUCUCCUUCCUCUUCCCUUGUCCAAGCUGGUUUGUCAAAAGAUGCACUCUAUCAGCAGAUUCUUCGACAACAAGGGCAGCUACAAGCUAUGCAGGCACAGCUGGAGACUCUGGAAAGGGAGCUUGGUGUUUGGGAGCGGGCUCCUCCUCCAACCCUUUCCCCUGACCUCCUUGAGAAAAUGGACUACCUACAGCAGGCUGUGAGGCAGAACGAGGCAGAUCUGGCUCAUGAACAGUACUGGGAAAAUGAAUUUCGCUCUGAAGUUCAGAAAGAAAAUGACAUUCUAAAGCAAAAGAAUGAACUCCAUGCAGCUCUCGAAAAACACAGUCAAAUGCUACAUGACAAAGGCAACCAAUCGGAGCAGCUGGAGCAUGAUAUUAAGCUGCUUUUUGAGCGCAAGAGAAAUGGUAUGCAUCAAGCCAGGCCCAGUGUUGAAGAGUCAGUACUCAUUGCAAAGGGAAAACUGGACAACCAGCAGCACCAAGGGGCUGAACUGCAGGCAUCGAUCGAAGUGACAGAAAAGGUGUUAAAGCUGGCAGAUGAGCAACUGCAGGCUAAAACAAAGGAACUGGAUGAUCUGAAUAAGGAGUUACGUCAGUGUAACCUGCAACAAUUCAUAAAGCAAACAGGAGUCACCCCAGCACAGUUCAGUCAGCAAACAGAUGACAUUGAUUUUGCUCUCCUCAACCCUGAUGGACAGAGUGAUGAAGAUUCUAAUUCCUCCAUCUUGGAGUUCAACCCUCGUACCACUGCCAAGCAAAUUUUGGGGAACCCACGCAGCCUCCAGAACCCACUAGUCUCCAGCCUUCAUCCGGAGGUCUUGUCAUCAUGACAUCAUGGCGAUAAAGUCUGGAGUGCAAUCCAAAGGAAUUAUUCACUGUUCACUUUAUAUUAUAAUGUCUAUAUAAUUUUUUUCUGUAUAUGUUAAAGAUAUUUACUUUUGUAUGAUACUCUUUGAAAUGCAUUUGUGACUUAAAAAUAAUGUAAAUACAGUGCUGUCUUUGUAAUUAUAAAACAGAUGAAGAUUUUUGAAUGUAGUUUAACAAUUUACAUAUAUUUCUUUUACUGAAGACAUACCAAAAUAAAGAGAAAUUGUUACAAGUUGGCUCAAUGAAUCCCCACCGCAAAGCAUUAAAGAGGCCCUAUUAUGCUUUUGGGGAUUUUACCUUUCCUUUAGUGUGUAAUAUAGCUGUUUGUGCAUGUAAAAGUCCACGCCAAAGGUAGUUACACUCUCCCAUAGAAAACACUGCUCUUGAACUGCCUGAAAUGCCUGGUUUGCAGUCCAGCCAUUACUUCCGUUAUUUAGUUAUGUCACUAUGUAACACAUUUGCAUAACGCCAGCCUAAGGGCUACUUUGGUUAUGGUAAGUGGCAUUACAUUUCUGACACGCUCUAAGCGGUUGACCAAUCACAACAGACUGGGCCAGCUGACCAAUCAGAGCCGACUGGUCUUUUCGGAAAGGGGGCUUUAAAGAGACAGGAGCUACAACAGAGUGUUUCAGACGGGGUGAAAAGAGGUGCUACAGCAAUGUACAGUAUGAGAAAAAUAAUGUUUUUUGAUCAUUAAAGCAUGUAAACCUAUUCUAGUAGACCCCCAAAAUAAAAUUAUGAACCUGUAAAUGAGCAUAAUAUGGGAUCUUUACGACACAAUCAUACUAAGUUAUAGACCUACACAUUACCAUAAAAAUGGACAAUUAUCCCAUGCAACCAAUUUCAAUUCCAUCUCUUUCUUCUCACAUAAUACAUCAUUCCAAAUCAAAAUGUCAUUUCCAUCUAUUUAUUUAUUUGGUAACUGCUGUAGUUGGGUAAUAAACACAAUUGUACAGUACACAAUAAUGUGAGGGGGACUUACCCCUGGAAUGGAUGCAGCAUCAUUCAAAUGCAUUAGUUUUAAGUUACUGAUGCCAUUGUAUAAAUUCACUAUUUACAGUUGGCCAUAAUUAAAUUACAUUAAUCCAUGAGUGAAAGUGUGAUCCUAACAUGGCAUCAUGAGGGGACCCUUUUCAUGUACUGUAGAAUAAAACAGUUUACUAAAAUGACUGGGGUCU
Myxocyprinus asiaticus (Chinese sucker) is the source of this 2735-nucleotide messenger RNA. Its product is annotated as ras association domain-containing protein 7-like. The record is from RefSeq and is a predicted model, not a curated record. Gene Ontology annotation, biological process: signal transduction. The transcript has 6 exons. NCBI's taxonomy places the organism in Eukaryota, Metazoa, Chordata, Actinopteri, Cypriniformes, Catostomidae. Bases 249 to 1520 code for a protein of 423 amino acids.